Erigeron canadensis is the source of this 1503-nucleotide messenger RNA. RefSeq names its product protein ALP1-like. The record is from RefSeq and is a predicted model, not a curated record. The coding region runs from base 569 to 1204 and encodes 211 amino acids. The transcript has 3 exons. NCBI's taxonomy places the organism in Eukaryota, Viridiplantae, Streptophyta, Magnoliopsida, Asterales, Asteraceae.
UCCAUCGCCCUCUUCAUCCGAUGAUUCAAUCGAUCUUGACGACGCUAUUCUUAGUACCGUCGCUUUGACAGUUACUACUAUGAUUCAAGCCGCAGAAGACGAGGAGGACGAGGAAGACCAACUUUCGCCUAGAAGAAGAACGGUUCUGGAACGUCGACGUGAGGAGGCAUACGCGCGAUUGGUCCGCCUUUACUUUGCUGAGCGACCCUUAUUUGGCGUGAGGGAUUUUAGACGUCGCUAUCGUAUGAGCAAGCGGCUAUUUUUGAGAAUUACAAAUGACUUGGAAGAAAGGUAUCCAUAUUUUCAACAAAGAAUGGAUGCUCGUGGGAAGCUGGGUUUCAUGCCGAUACACAAGACUACCUCUGCGCUUCGUCAAUUAGCAUAUGGGUGUAGCGUCGACUUGUUUGACGAGCAUUUGGAGAUGUCGGCUAGGACUUCCUGGGAGUCGCUGAUAUAUUUUUGUAAAGGUAUAAAUGAAAUGUAUGGACCGACAUACCUACGGAGACCUACAUCUAUCAAUCUUGAACGAAUAUACGAUGUGCAUGAGUAGCUUCAUGGUUUCCCUGGUAUGAUCGGUAGUAUUGAUUGCAUGCACUGGCCAUGGGAGAUGUGUCCAACCGCAUGGCGCGGUUCGCACACCAGAGGGGAUGUUGGUAGACCAUCAUUGAUGCUUCAGGCGGUUGCGUCUACUGACUUGUGGAUUUGGAAUGCAUAUUUUGGUCAGCAGGGGUCCAACAAUGACAUCAACGUGUUUGAGGCGUCCCCAGUAUUGGAAGAAAUUAUAUCUGGCUUGGCACCUACAGCGGGUUUUUAUGCAAACAACAACUACUACAAAGCCGGAUACUACUUGACAGAUGGCAUCUACCCUGAGUAUUCCACUUUUGUGAAGACUUUUACUGACCCGAUUGAUGAAAAGAGAAAAUACUUUAAGAAAAAACAAGAAUCGGCGCAAAAGGAUAUCGAGAGAGCAUUCGGGGUUCUUAAAAAGCGUUGGAAAGUUAUUAGUUUUCCCUCACGGUUUUGGGACAAGCAGAGGAUGCAUGACGUGAUAUACGCGUGUAUCACUAUACACAACAUGAUAUUGGAGGAUGAAGAUAAAGCUUUUUGUCAAGACUUCAACGACGAAGACCCGACACUAGACCCGGCGUAUUGGGAACAACAAACUCCAAUGGAGCAACGGAUCACGAAUUUACAAGCCGUAUGAAAUAGCCAAACCCACAACAUGCUCUUAGCGGAUUUGGUAGAUCAUCUUUGGGAAAACAAGAGGGGAAAUCCUCCACCAUACGUGUCACUGGAAGUCGAUGACUACUUUAGCGAUGAUGAUUAGUUAUUAGUUAUUUAUUUGUGUUUGUAGUAACAUGAGGCGCUUAAGGGAUUGGUAUGGUUGGGUUAAGUCAGUUAACGGUGGUCUUUUGUCAAUAAUGAGUCAAGCCGUACGGAAUGCUUGUGCAGUUGUGCAUCUUUUAAUUUGUUUGUUGAAUGUUGGACGUUAAAAAUAAAUAC